AACUCAUUUUGUUUACCAUCCCUACUCUCUCUCUCAUCACCUCUCUCUCUCUCUCUCUCUCUCUCUCUCUCUCUCUCUCAACAUGGAAUGCAGUGGUGAAAUGACCACCAGUACUCUUCCUAUCAGUGUGUCCACAUCCUUCUCAUAUUCCGAUCCAUCAUCCACUUCUUCUUCUCCUUCCCAAUCUCCUCCACGUGCUCCUCCCUCUCCUCCGCCAGUGAUUCUAAGCCCUUGUGCUGCAUGCAAAAUUCUCCGGCGACGGUGCGCCGACAAAUGCGUUUUGGCACCCUACUUCCCACCUACUGAGCCACUCAAGUUCACCACAGCCCAUAGAGUCUUUGGAGCUAGCAACAUCAUCAAGUUGUUGCAGGAACUUCCGGAGUCUCGGAGGGCAGAUGCAGUGAGCAGCAUGGUUUAUGAAGCAAAUGCGAGGAUCAGGGAUCCAGUUUACGGUGCGGCGGGCGCGAUCUGCCAGCUGCAGAAGCAAGUGAGUGAGCUCCAAGCAGAAUUGGCCAAGGCACAAGCUGAGAUAGUUAACAUGCAAUGCCAACAAUCUAAUUUGGUGGCCUUGAUUUGCAUGGAAAUGUCACAUUCUCAAGAAAUACCUAACCCUAACCCUAACCCUCAACAGCAACCCUGUGAAAAUUGGAGCUUUACUUUUGAUGAUUGGGAGCCACUCUGGACAUGAUCGAUCAACAAGUGUUGCAGAAAUUUGCAUGUUGAAGUGGAGAGACAAGAAGAAAAUGGAGGGCAUUUGAGAGAGGUUGCAUUUCUAAGUGGGGAUAAUUAAUUAAUUAGGAAACUAAAUUUGGGUCGACAUAGAAAUUAAUAUUGCAAUAAGAGAGAUUAGUUUUACUAAAGCUUAGCUUAUUCUAUUGUCAUAUUAGGAAGUCACGAGCUUUAACAAAAGCGAAUGUAACUUAUGGGUUUUUUUGUUUUUUUUCUCCUACUUGUAAUUUUCCAAAGGGAAAGAAAAAGAGUGAGAAAAGAAAAAAUUCAAAAA
Molecule: messenger RNA, 1003 nt
Organism: Cornus florida
Lineage: Eukaryota; Viridiplantae; Streptophyta; Magnoliopsida; Cornales; Cornaceae
Product: LOB domain-containing protein 1-like
Exons: 2
Coding region: 83-688 (201 amino acids)
Source: RefSeq, a predicted model, not a curated record